Triticum dicoccoides is the source of this 2550-nucleotide messenger RNA. RefSeq lists its product as uncharacterized. The transcript has 2 exons. Lineage: Eukaryota; Viridiplantae; Streptophyta; Magnoliopsida; Poales; Poaceae. Bases 473 to 2434 code for a protein of 653 amino acids. The record is from RefSeq and is a predicted model, not a curated record.
UCCUUCUCAAACUUUCCGUUGCCCUGGUGCUCGUCUCAGACCUCGCCAGGUCCAUGCUCAUCCUCCCGGUCCUCGAUGUUGGCCGGAGCUUCUUCAUGUGCUUCUUUCUGGCCACCCCAAUCCAUCGCGACUAGCACGGGAGAAAUGGUGCAUCUGUUAGCAACCCUCCACGGGUGGGCCGUGGGCCGGCAUGAGAGGGUCGGGCCUAGCAUCUAGGCCAUGGAGCCAGCGACUACAAAUACUUGAAAGGGUGGAUCGAGCAGGUCAUCCGGUUGGAUCACGACUGAAACGGCACGGCGGCUUCCUCUCCCACCUCUGGCUCUCCUCCUCAAUCCCCUUGUUCUUACUUGUUCAUGUAAUCUAGCUACCCAAAUCCUUGUAUCUGUAAGUGAUUCGUGAGAUCAGUAGAGAGACCCUAACACUUGGUAUUCAGAGCCAAAAUUUUCCCCACCACCUCCCACCCGAUCGAGCAAUGGAGCCGGCGACCAAGCAGGACCUGAAGGAUCUCCUGAAGGAGUUCCGAGAGAGCAUGAAGGAGAGCAUCAGGGAGGCUGUCGCGGUCGGGUUCGGUAACACGAAGCCGGCAUUCGAGCAGGCGACCAUCUCGACCUCUUCUCAGUUCCUCGCCAUGGACGCCUCCGAUGACAAGGAUCUGGCACCUGCGUGCUCCAGCCCUGAACAGGGCACGUACGCCCUCGACUUCGCCCCAACGACCACCAUCGAUGCUCUUCCCGAGCUCGACAUUGACGCCACGGGCGUUGCUGCACCAACGCCCACAACCUGCUCGACGGAUGGCCUCAUCCACAGCACCGAUGGAGACGAUAGGAUGGAGGCGUCGAAGGCUGCUUGGGAUUCGUCUACGCCCUUCACCGCACGUCCAGGGGACUCACCAACACCAAUGAGUGAGCCAUCUCUCGGCCUUGCACUCGGUGCGCUGGCGCAGACCAAGUGUUUGGCAGAAUGCUCAGGCCAAGUUGAUGCGUCUGUCACGGCCAGUGUUAUCUUAGCGACUGCUGGCUGCAUGCCCACUACCUGUUCGACCGAGUGGGUCACCCAUGCUGACAGUCGCAUCAUCGACUCAUCGUCAACAACCCUACCCAUUUGGCUCGCAGCUGCAGCGGUGCAUCGUUCGUGGGUGCAGACAGUGCCACCGCACCCACCGGACCUGAGGUUAUUUUUUUGGUGGGACCAUGGGUGUCUAAUGAGUGGCCGUGGUGAUUUGGAAAGAGUGAUUCAUCCUAGCCCAAAUGAAAGUUUAUGCACAAGGCAAUGUCAAGAGGUAAAACUCUCGUGUCUGUUUCAUGGGAUGUCUAUUUCUUGGCAAUGGUUGGUACACUGGCUAGUCUAUGGAGUUGAUUUACAUCAAAUUCCGUGUCCAUCAUUUUCAAAUGGUGAGCCACCAGAUGUGGAUUGUUCCAGUGUUGCCAAUUGGGACCCCCAUGUGCCUAUUUCUGUUGAUGACAAGUUCCUGAAGCAUCUGUUUCUAAGUGUUCAAGUGCAUGACAGUGGAAUGGUUGUAGUUCCCUCUCUGACCUUGAUACGACUCCUUACUGUACUUGAGGCACCAUUCACAAUCCAUGGAGGGUUUCUUCUCAUAGAUGGCCUCUGGGGCUGGUCACUACAUCUGUUCGGACGCGUAAAGAAGGUAUCCGAUGAUAAGCGAGAUGCCCAAUGUAGCUUGGUCUAUCUUAAGUUACAGCAACAUGGAUUGUUUGUUGUACAUCUUACUGAUGGAAAUUCUCUCUGUUCAUGCCACUAUACUGAUGCACUUGCUUUUGAGUGGGGCUACAACCAUAUUUCUUACAGACAACUUCUAGAGAUCUGUUGCAAGCGACUGAAGUGUAAAUGGAGAAUACAAUCUGGGCUAGUACAGACCACAUUCAGCCGAAUUGGUGCAGUAACCAGUGGAACAAUGGGACUGUUGGUUGUGCAAUUACCAGAGUGUAUUGAUGACCAACUAGCAGAAUUGCUGAAGGAAAAUUUUAAUGAGAUGCCAAAGUGCAGUGUUACUCCUAUAUCUUGUGAGAGUGGAUGUAAGUUGCAUAACACAUCAUUCUUUAUCUGGCGGACAAGUGCAGUCUGCCUUCUUCUCUGUUGCUAUGAUCAAUUUCAAUGGAAGCUGGCUGGGUUAUGCUAUCACCUGUCUAACUGCUGUCCAGUGACACUACUUGGGCUGCCGGUGUCAGCAAACUGUUUGACUCGGAGGUAUGCAGGUCACAAGAACCAGGUCUACCACAUGAAGUUGUCUCAUUCUAAUCAUUGUCAAGAGGGAAUAAACUUGCAAGUGGAGCAGAUAUGGUGUGCAAUUACGAGUAAUACUAUUGAUGCUUAUCCUUGUGGUGGUGAAGACCAUGCACGCGAAUCAUUGUUCAACCUGGAGCUUGCUGUACAUGCGAAGGAGUUCGAUGUGCAUGGUGGAGCUCUUACGGUGUAAACUUUGGUGAAAUGGAAAACCAAGUGUAUGUGCAAACACAUUCCAUUGGAUCGUUGGCCGGGACACCUCUACAGAAGCAGCAAAUGGAGCUGCAAUAUUAUGGAAAUUGUGCCAUU